AAUUUUCAUCAGGAUAAAUAUUAGGUGACGCCUUAAUCAUGUAUUCAUUAAUCUAACUCUCUGGCUUACAAAAGUAUUGGAUACUGAAUGGACGAAGAGGGAAGUUUGUUUAUCAAAAGUUACCGCGCUAGCCAAAAAAGGUUUUACCACUUUUCCUGGGUUUUUGUAACUAACAUCUAUUGGUGCACAAAUGAAUUAUUCACGGGAUCCACCUCCUCCGUACGAAACUACCAAUACUGCUCCAUAUCCUACAAUCGGCUUUGCAGUUGGACCAUACUCUGAUUCAACAGGAUAUCAAGGUCAACCAUCUAAUCUAGAGCCUAAAUCUAAUCGUGGUGAACCGUUUACAAGUUUAGAGUAUUCUGAGAAAAGUAUUAGGCAUGCUUUCAUUCGAAAGGUCUAUCUAAUUUUAACAGCUCAGUUAUUAGUGACUUCAGCAUUUAUAUGCACUUUUCUUUUUUCGUAUCGUGUAAAGUAUUGGGUUGCAAGAAAUUCAUGGUUUUAUUACCUAUCCUAUGGGAUUUUUCUAUGCACCUAUAUUGCAUUGGUUUGUUGCCCGAGUGUAAGACGAAGAUAUCCUGGAAAUAUUAUUGCUCUAUCUAUUUUUACAUUGGCAUUCUCCUAUAUGACGGGUACUAUUACAUCAUAUUAUGAUACACAAUCUGUUCUGAUCGCUGUUGCUAUUACCGCUUGUCUGUGUAUAGCAAUCUCUAUAUUUGCAAUGCAAACAAAAAUUGAUAUUACUAAAUGCACUUCAUUAAUAUUUGUCUUGUCUAUUGUGGUAAUGUUAACUGGAAUUGCUUGCAUAAUUGUCUAUGCAGUAUCUGGACCGAAUAGAAUUUUGCAAGCUGUCUAUGGUGGACUUGGAGCAUUGCUAUUCGGAGUGUAUUUGGCUUUCGAUACACAACAUAUUAUGGGUGGACGAGAACAAGAACUCGGUGCAGAGGAGUAUAUUUACGGUGCUUUACAAUUAUACUUGGAUGUCGUCAAUUUAUUCCUUAUGAUUCUAUCAUUAUUCGGUAGUAGAGACUAAUUGAUUAAUUUAUAUAGAGUUGUUAUUUAAUGCCUUUCUAAAUCAAUCCUAAGAAGGCAGUUCAUACAUACCAUCACAUACCAAAAAAACACACAACAGAAAUCACCAUUACAAUGAAUUUAUACACUUUGUUUCCGUCAUCUCUUCACCUUUCUUUUGAUAUACAUAUGUGUAUCCCUUGCAAUGUCUUUUUCUUAUUGUUCCCCUUUAUAUUGCAUACUGUUCAUCAUGUUUCGUUUCACUACGAGAGUAUAAUUUGUUCUCCAUUAUUGUCGUUAUUGUUAUUAUUAUCAGCAUUAUUACGAUCAGUAUUCAUGCUUUUGCGUGAACAAUGUUUAAAAAAAGACGGUGAUUACAUAAUCAAAAAUUUAUAUUAUUUGAUGAAUAAUGCCACCACUCCACUUAUCAUUCAUAUUUAUCAAAAUCAUAACUUUUAUUGUUGUUGUUGUCUGAUUCGGUAAACGUUCCAUUAUCCGCCUAGUUUGCUUAAACAAUUUAUGCACUGUAACAUUUGAUAAUGAUGAUGAUGAGCAUUCACAUAAUGUAUGCUACAAUGAUUAACUUUGUUUGUUUUGAUUUCGAUAUUUAAACUUUUUUUCUUUUGCCGAGUGUGCUUUCUUUUUUUUCCUCAACAUAUUUAACAAUUGUGAUAUCAAUGUGAUGAGGCAUCAUACACUUGUGAUCACUUAAUGAAACAUGAAUAGUUUUGUGUUUUCCCCUUAUAUAUUCACUGACUCCGAUAAUCAAUGACUACAUCAGGUGAAUGUCAUAAAUGUCAUUCUGUGUUCUCAUUUCUUUGUCAUUAUUAUUAUUAUUAUUAUUAUUAUUUUGUCUUGUCUAUCUAUCAUGAUGUAUUUCUUGAAUAUAUAUAUAUAUAUAUAUAUAUAUAUAUAUAUAUAUAUAUA
Messenger RNA from Trichobilharzia regenti, 1938 nucleotides. The record is from the annotation of a GenBank genome assembly. Lineage: Eukaryota; Metazoa; Platyhelminthes; Trematoda; Strigeidida; Schistosomatidae.